AUGCCUCCUCUCAGAUCUAUCCCCGCAGCCAAGCCCGUCAAGACGGAGCGCACCCACGAAGAGAAUCAGGAGAGAGCAUACAUCGCUGCUUCUCGUCGCAGUGACCGUAGUCUCGAGGCUCGAGUCGAGUCUGCUCGCCGUGCCUCUGAGAUUCACAAAAGACGCACAGGAAGAUCGCUUCGCGUUACCGAGCAAGACGUUAUCAACGAGGAGAUGUACGAGGAGGAGGAUGACGACCUGCCCAUGCAGUACCGUCGCCUCACUGCCCAUCUCCAGACAUCCAAUGCCGAUUUCGACCGUAGACUGGCUGCAUACCUCACCAACCAUGUUGCUAUGCGUGCCGCCCUUGGCCAAACCAUGGGUGAUCAGUACAAUCCCCAGCAAUACCCUAACGCUCCUCAAUUCGCCAACCAGCUCGGUCAAUUCCCUCAAUCUUUCCCCAAUCCCAUGCUUCCUCCUCAGAUGGCCAACAGGUCACCCCAAAGCUUCCGUGCAUCCCCCUACCCCCAACAGGGCUUCCGUCAGUCUAUGCACGGCCGCUCGGCAUCUAUUGCCACUCCUCAGGAAUUGCAGCAAAUGAACAACUUCUCAUCAGUACAAAGCCCUAACGCUGCUUUCAUCAAGCCCGAGGAUCGUCGCAUGUCUCUGCCCAUCCAAUCGCAGCAGAAUGCUGUCGCAUCACCGCCACAGCUUACUCCUGCUUCGCGAACCUCAUCAUCUACCAGCCUCACUAACCUGAAACAUGAGGCAGCCAAGCAGAGCAAUGGUCAGGCGUCGCCAACGGGUCAAACCUCACCAUCCGCAUAUUCCUCUUACAAUAACGCCUCGUCUGCCUUUGAUCCCAGCAUGAUGAACAUGAUGCCUUUCUCUACUUCACUGCCUAAUGAAUCACAGCAACUGCUUGGACCUGGAUUCGAUCAGAACGAUGCUUUCUCGCAGAUGCUCAUGGGUAGUUACGGCCCGCAGCAGUCUCAGCCUUUCUACACCUACAACCCCAACCCCACAAAGUUCAAGGGCGGCAGUCCCUGCUUUGAUGGAAUCAACCAAACACUUGCUCCCGGUAUGCUUGACAACAACAUGGACAAGUUCAGCACGCCGAUGUCGGGUGCCGACUCGGUUCUCACACCGUCAACCACAUUCGGAUUUGAUUCGAACUUUGACCCUCUCAAGGGAUUCUCGCACAACAACAUCAGUGGCAUGACAACACCUGGUGAGAAUGACUGGUCAAAUCUUCUCGACUCGAAUGCUUGGGAGGAGCAGAGCUCGCAACCCGCUGUUGUCAACUGA
Messenger RNA from Aureobasidium melanogenum CBS 110374, 1287 nucleotides. RefSeq lists its product as uncharacterized. The record is from RefSeq and is a predicted model, not a curated record. The transcript is spliced from 2 exons. The coding region runs from base 1 to 1287 and encodes 428 amino acids. Lineage: Eukaryota; Fungi; Ascomycota; Dothideomycetes; Dothideales; Saccotheciaceae.